UGCUAACUGCUUGUCAGUCGUUCUUUUUAUAGAAACGAAAAUGGGCUUUUCUAACCAGGAUAUUUACAUUUACAGAAAACAGUUCGGUGUAAAUUUGGGUGCCUGGUUCGUGCAGGAACGAUGGAUAAACGAUUCUUUGUUUGAAGGACCUGGCGACAGUGAGUUAGAUGCUGUCCAAAGUGUUGUUCAGAAACACGGAAUAGACGGAGCACGCGGCCUAUUUGAAAACCAUUGGAAUUCUUGGAUUACCACGAACGAUUUUUCCUACCUUCAGCAGUUAGGUGUCAAUACUGUUCGUAUACCUAUCGGAUACUGGACACUUGGACAAAACCAGUUUUUGCAAGGGACACCGUUUGCCCAAUAUACUGGAGUCUACCAAAACAGCCUUAAUAUCUUGGUUCAAAAGAUUCAAGAAGCGGCGAGCAAAUCGAUUGGCGUCUUGGUUGACUUUCAUGGUGUGUAUGGACAAGCAAACGGUGGUUCUCACUCAGGAACCUCUUCUGGAAAAGUGGAAUUUUUUAGCAAUCCUCAAAAUCAACAAAGGAUGGUAUCCGCUCUUCAAUACGCUGCCUCUGUCUUACAGAGUCAACCAAAUCUCGUCGGUAUUGAGGUGAUAAACGAACCAGAAUGGGGACAGUAUGAUGUACUAAAUUCCUAUUACCAAAAUGCUAGAAAAGUGAUACCCUCUUAUUUGCCUACAUACAUUGGCGAUGGCUGGGACAAAGACCAUUGGGUGAACUGGGUGAAUGGACAAGAAAACAAUGGCCUUUAUAUUGUUGAUCAUCACAGUUAUUUCUGUUUUGGAGGUGAUUUGGUGAACCAGUCCCCUAAGACAAUCACCGAUAAGCUCAAUUCAGGAGAGGAAUAUGAUAAAACAUCACUUUCUAACCUUAUUGUGGGUGAGUGGAGUUGUACACUUACCGAUCAGUCAUGGCAAAAAACUAAGCUGCAUCAAUACAGACGCAAACAGCUCGGAAAGGCACAAGUAAGUCAAUAUCUAAACAACACUGGAGGAUCUCACUUCUGGACUUACAAAUUCCUCCAUGGAAAAGAUGGAGACUGGGAUUUCCGGCUUGAAAAUGAGGAUAAAGUAGUACGUUAUCCCACAAAGCUUCCAAGCGCCAGUAAUUCAAUGCCAUGCAAACUUAGUAAAAGCCGGAAACAAAACUAUGCUGGUCACUGUUAUUAUUGGGACCACUUGCACCCAGGUGGUCAAUACGAUCACGAACUUUACGUUAAGGGUUGGAAUCAAGCAUGGAACGAUCACGUAACGUUCCUUCAUCAAGGUGCUCUUCUAGGAUUUCCUCACGCAUGGACUAUGAAGCGCACAGCUGAAAUCCAAUCUCAGUCUUCCUGGGAGUAUCGAGACGGUAUGAAUGCGUGCUGGACAAGUAUGCAACAACUUGGCUACUUUAAGUGCGUCUAAGGAUAUUUUCUCUUUAACUAUGUUGCUAUGUUUUUACCAUCACUCCUUUGAUAAUUUCAGUUUAAACUUGGGUGAGUAAGUCUCAUUUCUCUUGAUACCACUUGCAUUUUUUUCAAUUAUUAUUUAUGCACGGUUUUUCUUGAGGCUUAUUUUAAAGAAAGGACUAAAGCUCAUAUGAUGACCACAGACCUAUCUUACACUCAUAACUAUACUAAAUAAUGAGAUUCAACUAGUGUUAUCCAAA
Schizosaccharomyces octosporus yFS286 is the source of this 1670-nucleotide messenger RNA. Its product is annotated as glucan 1,3-beta-glucosidase Exg3. Gene Ontology annotation, molecular function: glucan endo-1,6-beta-glucosidase activity. Gene Ontology annotation, biological process: glucan catabolic process. The transcript is spliced from 2 exons. The record is from RefSeq and is a predicted model, not a curated record. Gene Ontology annotation, cellular component: extracellular region; cell surface. Lineage: Eukaryota; Fungi; Ascomycota; Schizosaccharomycetes; Schizosaccharomycetales; Schizosaccharomycetaceae. The coding region runs from base 41 to 1426 and encodes 461 amino acids.